AUGUCCCCUCAUCUUCUGUGGGCUUUAGUUUUCUGCACUUUGCACAUGGCAUCGUCUGUGGAGCUGCAGCCUGGCAUGCCAAACGUCUGUGCUGACCAGGAGAUGUCCAUGUUGGGGAGCCGCCAGCCGUGUGUCCAGGCUUUUACCCGCAUGGUCAAAGUAUGGAAACAGGGCUGCAACAGUCACAGCUGGUGUAUGGGCUAUGAGAGAAGGACAGCAUACUACACGGCGUACAGACAGGUGUACAGCAUGGAUGUGCACACGGUGUAUCGGUGCUGCCCAGGCUGGACUCAGAAGGGGGAGGAGGCGGGCUGUCUCCAUCGAGUUUGCAGUGCCAAUACGUGUUUUAACGGAGGCCGAUGUGCCGAGACCGGAGACCACAUAUGUCGGUGUCCACCAGGAUUUAAAGGGACGCGGUGUCAGUAUGAUGUGAAUGAAUGUGAGGUGAAUAACGGCGGCUGUGAGGGGUUCUGCUGCAACACCAUCGGGAGCUACUACUGCAAGUGUCCUGAAGGCAGUAAACUGGGGCCAGAUGGUCAAACAUGCCACGAUGUAAAUGAGUGUGAGGAGCUCAAUGGAGGAUGCCAGCAAACAUGUGUCAAUACCCUGGGCUCUUACCACUGUGAGUGCAGCGAAGGUUUCCGUAUGCACGCUGACGCUCGAACCUGCAUCGCCGUGAACUCCUGCUCGGUGUUAAAUGGAGGCUGUGAGCACAGAUGUGUGGAUACGGGGAACAACCACUACAAGUGUGAAUGCAGGAGGAACUACCAGCUGAAGAGAGACGGGAGACACUGUGAAUUGAUUGACCCCUGUCAGAAGCAGAAUGGAGGCUGCGCCCAGCUGUGCCACUCAGAGGACGUUCAGGUUCACUGCAGCUGCAGACCUGGUUUUACCCUGGCUUCAGAUGGCAGGAGCUGUGAAGACAUCGAUGAGUGCCUCUCCGGCCGUGAUAAGUGUUCCCACGGCUGCGUCAACAUGCUGGGCUCCUUCAGCUGUGUCUGCAAUCCUGGCUUUGAACUCGGCGCCGACGGCAAACAGUGCUACCGCAUUGAGAUGGAGAUUGUCAACAGUUGUGAGAAGAACAACGGAGGCUGCUCCCAUCACUGCGAGCACACAACCAACGGGCCGCUCUGCUCCUGUAACCACGGCUAUCGGCUGGACCGGGACAGGAAGACCUGUGUAGACAGUGAUGAGUGCAUCAGCGGGGAGUCGUGCUGCAGCCACUACUGUAAGAACUACCCGGGCGGCUACGAGUGCAGCUGCAGAGCCGGACACAGACUGAAUCCAGAUGGCUGCAGCUGUGAUGAUGUUGAUGAGUGCCUCACAGAGACCUCAGGCUGUGAACACUACUGUGUAAACUCUGUGGGAACAUACGAGUGUUUUUGCCAGAUGGGUUUCCGUCUUGGCCAGGACCAGCACUCCUGCAUCCCUCUGUAUGGCCGAGAAGUGGAAGACGAAGAAGAUGAAGAGGAGGAAGAGGAUGAGGACGGGCAGCUGGGGGUCCACAGACUACCAGACCUGCUGUUCCGUAAGCCCCCACAGCUCCUGCAGUUUACGGCAGCGCUGCACUACCGCGACUCUGGUGAUGACGGCAGUGUUGGCGAUGGUGAUGAUGGUGAUGAUGGUGAUGAAGAAUCAGAGACCCAGAGAGAGCGCCGAGGCGAGCUGAGGCUGGAAAGCAGCAUAGUGUGUCUGGACGGCUCGUUUGGGAAGGACUGCAGUCUGAGCUGUGAGGACUGUGUGAACGGAGAGUGCAGUGAAAACAGAGACCGAUGUGAAUGUUCACCUGGAUGGACCGGGAUCGUCUGCAAUGAGUCGUGUUCCCAGGGAACCUAUGGGCAGGCCUGUAACAGCCUGUGUCGAUGUCAGAAUGGAGGCUCGUGUGACCCCGUGACUGGGAAGUGUUUGUGCCCCCCUGGGGUUCAGGGCCUGCUCUGUGAGGAUGGUUGUCCGAGGGGUUAUUUUGGCCGGUUCUGUAGAAGGAAGUGUGACUGUCCAAACAACGGGCACUGUCAUCGUCUGUAUGGAGGCUGCCUCUGUUCUCCUGGACUGUAUGGACGCUUCUGCCACCUGCCGUGUCCCAGGUGGACGCACGGAGCCGGCUGUUCCAAGGAAUGUGACUGCGUUCAAGAACAUUCCUCUGGCUGUGACCCCAAAACAGGGAGCUGUUUCUGUAAGGCUGCAUACCACGGAGCACGCUGUGAGAAAGAGUGUGAGCCGGGUUUCUUUGGCGCAGGCUGUGAGCAGACAUGUGACUGUCCAGGUGGAGGGUCAUGUGACCCCAGGACUGGAGAGUGCAGCCAGCGAUGUCCCGCAGGCCUUCAUGGAGAAAAAUGUCAGCAUGCGUGUGUGAAUGGUACUUAUGGGCAGGGAUGCACGCAGCAGUGCCAGUGUCAGAACGGCGCCAUCUGUGACCACGUGAACGGAGCGUGCACCUGUGCACCCGGAUACCACGGGACGUACUGUGAACAAGGGUGCCCUCACGGCUUUUACGGUCCUGACUGUGGCCAGAUGUGCGAGUGCAGGAACGGUGCCCGCUGCCACCACAUCACAGGAUCCUGCCUAUGUACCGCCGGCUGGGCAGGACCACACUGCAUUCUGGCCUGUUCUGAGGGAUUCUUUGGCGAGGGCUGUGAGCGGCGUUGUGACUGCGUCCAUGGUGUGAGUUGCCACUGAGUGACGGGCCGCUGUGAGCGUGGGCCAGGCUGGAGAGAGGCCAGCUGUGACAAACCCUGCUUUCCGGGGCUCUGUGGAGCUUCCUGCACCUGAUGGCGUGCCUGCCAGGCCGGGGUGUCCUGUCACCACGAGACUGGCAGGUGUUGGUGCCCUGCUGGGCUCACGGGGCCCAGCUGAGGGAAAAUGUGUCCUGUUGGCACGUUUGGAGUGAACUGCAGCCAGCUCUGUGAAUGUUCAGGUGACCAGGCCCAGUGCCAUCCUGUGACGGGGAAAUGCAGCUGUUUACCGGGCUACUACGGCACCCGCUGUCAGCUGCGAUGUCGAGCGGGGACUUUUGGACCAAACUGUAAGUCCAGAUGCAGCUGCAUCAACGGUGGUCGCUGUGACUUCAGGACGGGGGCGUGUUACUGUCCUCCUGGAUUUAUUGGAGCAAACUGCAGCUCAAGUUGUCCAAGUGGGUACUAUGGGAAGGACUGUGCAAAGCGGUGCUCCUGUGGAGAAGUAGGGCAGUGCCACAGAGUAACAGGGAAGUGUAUCUGCAGCCCUGGACGGAUGGGACCGUCCUGCCAACAAGCAUGUCCUAGGGGGCGCUAUGGCCUGCAGUGCAGACACACCUGCAACUGUCAGAAUGGGGGUCAGUGCGACCCUGUUGAUGGGUCCUGCCACUGUGGACUGGGCUGGACCGGAACUCACUGUGACGAAGCCUGCCCAAUGGGAAGAUAUGGGACUGACUGUGCACACGACUGUCCCUGCCUCAACAACGGGAGCUGUGACCGUUUCACCGGCGCCUGCAGCUGCACUGCUGGAUAUUACGGCCACUCCUGUCAACACAGUUGUCCUUCUGGGUUCUUUGGAGUGAAAUGUGCCCAAACGUGUGAAUGCAAAGUGGGACAAAAAUGUGACCAUGAAACAGGCCAAUGUUUGUGUCCACCAGGCUACCAUGGCCCUGAAUGCCAAAAAAGGUGUGAUGCUGGUAGAUUUGGAUUGGGCUGUGAACAAUCAUGUGACUGUGCCAGUGAGGCCCCAUGUGAGCCGGCGUCGGGGCGAUGCCUCUGUCCUCCAGGAAGGACGGGACAGAGAUGUGAAAAAGACUGCGGAGGAGACCACUUCGGCCCUGACUGCUCCCUGCAGUGCCGCUGCUCCCACGGGGCCCAUUGUGACGGGAUCAACGGACGAUGUCUGUGCUCACUCACCUGGUUGGGCACCACCUGCAGUGAAGCAGCCGGCUUGCUGAACUCCUCGAGAAAACGAAGAGCGGGCGGCAAAACCACAUAACCCGAGCCGAGGUGCAGACUGGGGACUGGACGUUUAAACGCCAGGGGUUUUGCUCUGUGGGGCUUUUACUCAGAUCAUCUCUGUAAAGGUGAUGUUUGGUAUACAAUGUUUUUGUGGAAGUGGAGCCCAGCUGUCAGAGACCGGAGCUCCAUCAACAAGCCUGGAGUUGGAGAUCUUCACCCAGGACAUGGACCUAAUACACGGGAUCCCUAAGAGGACCAUAAAGGCCAUAGAUGCAGUCGGCAUCAAGGGGGAUGCCCAGGAAACGUCACAUCUGCUUCAAACCAUCAAUCAAAUGGAGUCAUUACUGUUGCAAAACUCAGUGCAUUUUAGUGCAUUUUUGAGAGCAUGUCUUACAGAUUUUGGUCUCAGAUUUUUCAUCAAACUUUUCAUUCAAACCUGCCUUUGUGCUCUGAACUGCCUCCUUCCUAAUUUUCUGUUUUGUAACAAUAAUGACUCCAUACAUCAACCCAAAAGCCGAAGAGCUGCUGUGUGGCCUUCUGCACUACAAAUAAGGGCUGAUUAUUUUGAUCAACAUUGAGAUCACGACUAUCACAAUUAUUUAUUGAUUUCAAGUACUGCUUUGCAUUGUUUAGGGUUUAUUUUUAAAACCAUAUAUCCGGCUACACAUCUGUUACUAGGGCUGGAAUAGGAAAAGUGAACUAAUUGUAUAUUUUUGUCCCAUAUUUGCCACUUGGUCAAA
This is a messenger RNA of Cheilinus undulatus (humphead wrasse), 4654 nucleotides long. It is a transcript of the gene megf6, whose product is annotated as multiple EGF like domains 6. Gene Ontology annotation, molecular function: protein binding; calcium ion binding. The record is from RefSeq and is a predicted model, not a curated record. The transcript is spliced from 31 exons. Lineage: Eukaryota; Metazoa; Chordata; Actinopteri; Labriformes; Labridae.